Molecule: messenger RNA, 1541 nt
Organism: Daldinia decipiens
Lineage: Eukaryota; Fungi; Ascomycota; Sordariomycetes; Xylariales; Hypoxylaceae
Exons: 1
Coding region: 409-1347 (312 amino acids)
Biological process (GO): protein lipoylation
Cellular component (GO): mitochondrion
Molecular function (GO): lipoyl(octanoyl) transferase activity
Source: RefSeq, a predicted model, not a curated record
GGUGGUCUGAGCUUAAGCUAUCUUCACCUUGAACUUUCCUGCUCUUUCCCUAAGGUACAUUAGGUACCUACCUACAUAUGUAGCCUAGCAGCCUACCUAGGUAAACAGCCUGCUAAGCCUGCACGGCGCUAGGAACAGGGUUAAGUUUAGUUGAGCCGGGUACGUAUGCCUUACCUAACACAGUAAGAUUUACAUGGGAACAACCUCAAUUCAUUCUCUCUCUUCCAAUACAUACACUAUUUCCGGCCUGGGCAUUGCUCCGCUUUCUGUUAUUAAUAAUCUAGGUAUCGUCAAGUGUAGGUGGUUUUUGCACCUUGCCGGAGAAAGCAAGCCCUAGGUUAAAAGAUAUCCCUUUCUCUUAUCUCCCCCUUUCCCUUCUUCUUCCCCCCUCCUAGAGCGUGACAUCCAAUGCCGCUCCGCCACAUCGCUAUUCCCUCGUGGCCCCGGACCACGCCGCCCAGGUACCCGACCUAUGCCCUGGCGACCCGCAUCCAGUCGAGGUUGCAGAAAGAACUACUGGCCUGGAAGGCCCUGCGAGAUGACCCACGGCGACGACCUGAUGAUGCCCCGCCUCCGUUUCCCACCCUCAUCUCCUUUACCCCGGCGCCCACAUACACUCUCGGCAGGCGGCAGACCGAGCCGCUAUCCGCCUCCGAGCUCGCGCGCCUGCGCGCCCCUCUCUCCGUAUCAUUGCCCCCCCGCGACGACCACAAGUCCAUCACUACUGCCGUCUUCGCGCCUGAGGUCUUACACGCGCCCCGUGGCGGGCUGACUACGUACCACGGUCCGGGACAAGCCGUGCUCUGGCCCGUCAUAGACCUUCGGUCCCCGCAGCAUGCGCACUUCUCCGUGCGAGACUACACUUGUCUGCUAGAAAAGACUACUAUCGCGACGCUGCGCCGUGUGUACGGUGUUACCGGGUUCACGACCUCGAACCCGGGGGUAUGGGUGCGCAAGGAUGAUGACUUUUCGAGAGACGAGGAAAAGAUUUCGGCGCUAGGUGUUCACCUUCGGCGGCAUGUGACCGGUCUCGGCGUGGCGGUCAACGUCGGUGUCUCGGUUACCGGGACCGAGGCGACGAACCCGUGGGCGCGAAUCGUAGCGUGUGGAUUAGGGGAUAGGGGAGUCACGAGUAUCGCCGCGCAAUUAGACUUGCUGCCAACUCACGAGAUUGCGCCUGAGGAUAUCACGGCAGCAUGGGCUGCUGAGUUCGCUGAGAGGCUGGAGCUACCUGGUGCCGCUGUGGAGGAAGAGGACUGGGAGACGUGGGGGAAGGAAUUGCAAUUCGAACCGGUGGGGCCAGGCACGGAUGCUGGGUUUAUCGAGGGCCAAGUGAUGCAAUCAUGAUUCGUACUACACGUUGUCGCCUUGAGUCCCUUAUUAUCUGCCUAUAUGGUAUAUACGUCACGUCUACGAUGCCCAUCUUGCGUAUUCUCUUCGAAGCCUUACGCAAACGAAUCACGUGUUCGCGUACUGAGCCAGACAACGAAGUACUGAGGGUCAUCGUGGGGGUUUGAUCUGUACGAACAGAUACCACGAAC